Vitis vinifera (wine grape) is the source of this 1384-nucleotide messenger RNA. Its product is annotated as ubiquitin-conjugating enzyme E2 2. The transcript has 6 exons. Bases 495 to 953 code for a protein of 152 amino acids. Gene Ontology annotation, molecular function: ubiquitin conjugating enzyme activity. NCBI's taxonomy places the organism in Eukaryota, Viridiplantae, Streptophyta, Magnoliopsida, Vitales, Vitaceae. Gene Ontology annotation, biological process: proteasome-mediated ubiquitin-dependent protein catabolic process; protein polyubiquitination; DNA repair. The record is from RefSeq and is a predicted model, not a curated record.
AUAAAUAUUCAUAUUCAAUGUGCCUUUUGAUAGAAUACUUCAAUAAAUUGCUCCAUUCAUGAAAAUUUGAUUCUUUCACUAACUUAAAAAAUGGUUUCAUUUUUUGGGUUUUUCACUUUGAUUUGUUUAAUCAACUUAUUUAGUGAUUUACCAAAACCAAUUUUUUUUCUAAACAAAGAAUUUUUUGUGUUGGGUUUUUCUUUGACAGAAAAACUACUGUAUUCUGCCACACCAAAAAUUGCCACCUGAGGCCACAUGGUCAAGACAGAUGUUCAUUGACAUAUAAAUUUUAAUUUUGAUCCAAAUUUAGUUAUACACAGAAGAAUUCAUACCUAAAUUUAGGAGGUGGAUGAGCUUGACCUGUUGAAGCACACAGGAAAUCUCAAAACCCUCUGUGUGUCUCCAAACAUCAUCGUUUGGGUCUCUCCUCAGAUCUCCCUCUCCGGACUCUCUCUGUAUAUGCAUAUCUCUGCAGUUUGAGGGUAGUUACAAUCAUGUCAACCCCAGCCAGGAAGAGGUUGAUGAGGGAUUUCAAGAGGCUCCAGCAAGAUCCACCUGCUGGCAUCAGUGGGGCUCCUCAGGACAACAACAUCAUGCUAUGGAAUGCUGUCAUUUUUGGACCUGAUGAUACUCCUUGGGAUGGAGGUACGUUUAAAUUAACUCUGCAGUUCAUGGAAGAUUAUCCAAAUAAGCCUCCAACAGUCCGGUUCGUCUCACGGAUGUUUCAUCCAAACAUUUAUGCAGAUGGAAGUAUUUGCUUGGAUAUUUUACAGAAUCAGUGGAGUCCUAUAUAUGAUGUGGCAGCUAUACUCACUUCCAUCCAGUCCCUGCUCUGUGAUCCAAACCCAAACUCACCUGCAAACUCUGAAGCCGCACGCAUGUUCAGUGAGAAUAAGCGGGAAUACAACAGAAGAGUGCGUGAAAUAGUGGAGCAGAGCUGGACAGCCGACUGAAGAAGCUCAACCAAAGCAUCAACUUUCUCUGUUGUGCAGGGAGGAAAAAAAGAAAGGAAAGGCAUUAGAAGUGAUGGUGGGUGGUGGUUGGUGGCAACUGUUCUUCAAUCUUUAGAGUGGAUGAUCAUGUACUGAAUAUAAAAAUGGUUUGGAUGAGUGGUCUUAGAAGAGGAUUUGUUUGAUUUAUGGGGCUUAGACAGCUGUGCUCUGCUUAAAACUGUUGAUGAUUUGCGAGUAUAUUUGGACUGUUUGUAGGAAUGUGUAUAGGAAGUGUUAUUGUGGUUGAUACUUGUUUGUGAUGUUCUAGACUCAGUAUUUGGCUGUAAGAUCCCCCUUCUCUCAGAGAGGAAUCGGGUAGAGCUUUUCUUAGUGUAAUGUUUUCCUUAGACUCACUCAUAAACUCUAUAAUUCCCUUUUUUUUGGCCUUUUCA